AUGGAGACGAUCUGUAUCUACAAUGCACGUACACUUGCAUCCGAGUCCUCGAUAGAAGAUUUGGUCAUGGAAGCAAGAAGGACAAACUACGACGUCAUCGGCCUGGCCGAAACGAGGAGACGCCAGCCUUUCAACGCCGUCUAUGACACCGGAGAAAAACUGUUCCUCGGAGCAUGCGACAGCAGAGGAGUCGGCAGCGUCGGCGUUCUCGUCAACACGAGUCUGUCCAUGAACAUCGAUUUAUUCGAACAACCUACAACCCGAAUCGGACGUUUACAAUUAAAAAGACGUGGAUCAAUUCCGGCUUUGACAAUCUUCGUCGUUUACGCGCCGACAUCAAACUAUGACGAAGAGGAAGUCGAAGGGUUCUAA
Molecule: messenger RNA, 372 nt
Organism: Angiostrongylus costaricensis
Lineage: Eukaryota; Metazoa; Nematoda; Chromadorea; Rhabditida; Metastrongylidae
Source: the annotation of a GenBank genome assembly